GUUGGUCUGAGAAACUCCAAGUGUAAAUCUCUUCCGUAGGGGCAACAUACUUGUUAUAUUUAAUCUUGCCGUAUCCCUCUCUCCUUCCACUUUCAUUGGCUCGUCUCGAUCCCCUGGCGCUUGCUUCCCCAGGUGUUGGUGGAUCGCCAAAGAUGCACGCAAUAUUCUGAGUAUCUUCUCGCUUUCUGUUUACCUUUUUUACUUGUUUUCUAGGAGAGCAAACUAAAGGGUGAUGGGGAACUUGCUGCUGGGAUGCUCAGCCGCCGGGGAACGGCUGGUGACGGCGGCGAGGGACGGAGACGUGAUUGAGGCGCAGAAGCUCGUGGAGAUGAAUCCUGGUCUCGCUAGAUACGCAACGUUUGCCGGUAUCAGCUCGCCGUUACAUGCGGCCGCCGCCAGAGGCCAUGCUGAGAUUGUGAUGAUGUUGCUGGAGAAGGGAGCAAACUUGAACUCGAAGAACAUUUGGUGCCAUACUCCAUUGAUGGAAGCAUGCUGCAGUGGUCGAUGGGAGGUAGUGCAGAUUCUACUGCUCUUCAGGUGCAACGUAUCGAAAGUGGAGCUCUUGAGUGGCAGAACGGCACUUCACUUUGCAUCUGCUGGUGGACACGCUCGAUGCAUUAGACUGCUGGCUGCAGAUUUUUGUCCUGGUUUUUCUCUUUCUACAGAAACCGAUUCUUUUGCGCUCACAAGGUUCAUCAAUAAGGCCGCAAAUGGUGGCAUAACCGCCCUCCACCUAGCUGCACUAAAUGGGCACUCAGAUUGUGUGCAUCUGCUACUUGAUGUGCAUGCCAAUAUCUCAGCCGCGACGCUCUCUUAUGCAUCUUCGGCAAUGGCAAUAGGGGCUGGAAGCACACCUUUGCAUUAUGCUGCAUGUGGUGGAAACCUCAAGUGCUGCCAGGUUCUUCUCGCUCGAGGAGCAAGAAGAACUGCUGUGAAUUGCAAUGGGUGGCUUCCAGUUGAUGUUGCAAGGAUUUGUGGAUCUCAUUGGCUUAUACCCUUGCUAACACCCCAUUCUAGCCAAUUAGUCCCUGCCUUUCCUCCAUCAAACUACUUGCCCUUGCCUCUCAUGAGCAUCCUGCAAAUAGCAAGAAUUAACGGUUUGCAUUCUUCAACUUCCUCUUGUGCUGAGAGCGACCUAUGUGCCGUUUGCUUGGAGAGAACUUGCACGGUAGCUGCUGAAGGUUGCGGUCAUGAACUCUGCACAAGGUGUGCACUGUGUCUUUGCUCGACAAGCAGCAUCGACUCGGAGAUGUCAACACCACCUAGUUCAGUUCCCUGUCCUCUCUGUAGGAAAGGGAUCGUAUCUUUUGUAAGCUUGCCGACAACUGAAAUGGAGGCAGGCCAAGGCAUUAGCCUCUGCAGCAAAUGCAGUGGUCAAUGCCAGAAUCCAUUUGCUACAGCCUGUGGAUCUGAGUUGUGUAGGAACCCGUUUGAGAUAGUUCCUCCAGCACUUUGUGGGGGAGUUUCCUCAAGGACAUAUCGCAAUGAAUGAUUGGCACAUUCUUUUAUAUGAAUGUAGAAGAAAGCUUGUGAAAGAUUUGGUUUGUAAAUUCUUACUCGAGGCGCAUGGCUUUUACUCUGUAUUCUCAUUUGUGAAAAGAUGGUUCAUUAUCUUCUCUAAUUCUUCUGAUUUUAGAUUAACUUUCAUUUCAGAAUGUAACAUAAAUAAACCAACAGAAAAUAUAGCAAUCAAAUUAUCUUUCAUAGUUUCUGCAAGAAAGUAAAGGUCCACCCUUUCUGGUUGCAAAAUAGACGUUAACAAA
Molecule: messenger RNA, 1763 nt
Organism: Zingiber officinale
Lineage: Eukaryota; Viridiplantae; Streptophyta; Magnoliopsida; Zingiberales; Zingiberaceae
Product: E3 ubiquitin-protein ligase XBAT33-like
Exons: 10
Coding region: 233-1492 (419 amino acids)
Molecular function (GO): protein binding
Source: RefSeq, a predicted model, not a curated record